This is a messenger RNA of Ilex paraguariensis (yerba mate), 357 nucleotides long. NCBI's taxonomy places the organism in Eukaryota, Viridiplantae, Streptophyta, Magnoliopsida, Aquifoliales, Aquifoliaceae. The record is from the annotation of a GenBank genome assembly.
AUGGAUGAAAUCCCACAAUCCCUUAAGAGCAUUCUUGCAGACUCAAACUUCACUUUUGCUGGAGUUGAGGUUGCAAAUGACAUAUCUAAGCUCAAGAACGAGUAUGGGCUGGAGUGCUGCAAUAGUGUAGACAUUCGGGAGCUAGCGAAGAACCGGUGGCCCGGACGGUUUCGUCGGCCGGGGCUGAAGGAUCUUGCUUGGGAAGUGAGUGGUCUCAACAUGAAGAAGCCUAAGCAUGUUUGCAUGAGUAACUGGGAGGCAAGGGUGCUUAGCCACAGCCAAGUUGAAUAUGCAUGUGUUGAUGCUUGUGCUUCUUUUAUCACAAGCUGCUUAUCGAAAACUAGCAAUGCUCCAAUU